Messenger RNA from Vicia villosa (hairy vetch), 645 nucleotides. RefSeq names its product protein REPRESSOR OF SILENCING 3-like. Lineage: Eukaryota; Viridiplantae; Streptophyta; Magnoliopsida; Fabales; Fabaceae. Gene Ontology annotation, molecular function: RNA binding. Gene Ontology annotation, cellular component: nucleus. The record is from RefSeq and is a predicted model, not a curated record. The coding region runs from base 147 to 554 and encodes 135 amino acids. The transcript has 2 exons.
ACCAAAAUUCAGCGUAAAACCCUAAUCCCAGUCGUUCAACCUUCAAACAAACCUGAAAACAAAAUCCUUCUCCUCCAAAUCCAAGCGUAACCUUAGACCCUAUUUUUAGGUCACAGAACAGUGAAAGAGAACACCGCUUCACAAUCAUGGAGGUAGAAGAAAUCGAGAAGAAAGCAGUGAGAAUAUUCGUCGGCGGUUUAGGUGAAGCCGUAACCAACGACGACAUUCGCCGCCUAUUCGAAUCACUUGGCACCGUUCAAUCUCUCGAAACCAUCCGAACCAAAUGCCGCAACCUCGCUUACCUCGACUUCCUCUCCGAUCCUAAAUCCCUAUCCAAACUUUUCAGCAAGUAUAAUGGAUGUGUGCGGAAAGGUGGAAAGCUGGGACUUGAAAAGGCUAAAGAGCACUACCUUGAUCGGAUGAAAAAAGAAUGGGAAGAAGAUAAGAUUCGUAGUAUAGAAGCAUCGGCCACUGAGAUUACUACUCAAAAGAGGGAAUUGGUAAAGGAAAAGCCUAUUUCAAGGUUGAUGCACUUUGAUAGUUUUGGGUUGUAACGUGAGUUUCUUGUUUCUUCAAUCGGUUUAGGUUGAUGCACUUUGAUAGUUUUGGUUUGAUUAAUAAUAACGUGGAUUUGAUUUAACCUAA